AUGCAUGCCGGACAAAGAAGUACGAGGAUAGCACCACCCGCCCUGGCGUCCUCUCAUGGCGUGGAAGCACUUGCAAGAGGUGGAAGCUCCAGUGCGUCAGCAGGCAUGGCAGGCAUUGGAGCAGGAAGAUCAGGUGCUGCUGCCUCCUACCGCUCCUUUACCUCUUCGGACCAUCGUUCGUACCACGACUACAACGCUGGACCGCCGCACUGGAAUGCUUUUGACUCCUCACAGCCCCCAGAUCCAACUCAGCUACACGGCGGUCUGCCCUCGGCCCAAUCCACCUCAUCCUUCGACACAUCCUCUCGUACAUUCGAUGCUAUGAGUUUACCAUCCUCUUCGUCCUUGUACGCUUCACAGUCCAUGAAGCAUCUCGCAGAGAGCACCCACGACACCUCAGCAGCAGCACUGCCAGCAUCGUCAUCUUCAGCGGCCACUACUACGUCCUCAAGUUCCAGCUCCCACCAACGCGCCAUCUCCGAGGCUGAGCUGCUGGCGUUCGUAGAUCAAAAGCGCCCAAAAAUUACAACCGAGGAUGCAACCAAGCAAUCGAGGAGCUCACCCGCUUCUAAUGUCGACCGCGGUGCGCAAUCCAAGAGUGCAAAGGAUAGCUCCAAUUCCUUAGAUACCCUGGACCUCUGUCACAAGCGCAUCGACCGCGUUCCGGAUGCCUUGGUCGUUAUGAUCAAGGAACAAGUGGUUCGACUCGCCCUCGGCUACAACCAUCUCACCCGACUGCCAGACAACUUUGCCGAUCUGCACAACCUACGAUACCUCAACAUCCGUGCCAACAACUUUGCCUACUUCCCUGAGUGUGUCACCAGGAUGCCCAAUCUCGAAAUUCUCGACUUGAGCCGCAACAAGGUUCGUACGCUGCCACAAGUCCCCGGCCGUCUCCUCUCCCUUCGCGUCCUGUCGAUGAACGCCAACCGCUUGACUGAGCUGCCACCUUGGGUCGGCAAGAUGAAGCACUUGCGCAUCCUCAAGCUCGACAACAACCCGCUCGAGUGGCCCCCACCUCACAUCUCCAAGAUGCCCAAUGUAUCACCGCCCAAAGCUCCGUCUUCGUCCAACGGCUCAUCCGCAGCCGCCGAGCGCGAAAAGGUCAAGCGCUUCGAGGAUCGACAAAUGGUCGUAUGGAUCGCCAAGCUGCGAUCGUGGAUCAACGACCCUGCCAACCAACCGCAGAAUCCUGCGAUAUCAGCCGCAGAACAAACAAUGAGCACAGCAAUUGAGCGCAGAGAAAUAGGCGAAGCAGAUGAAAGAGCCGAUCUUGCAAGCCAUGCGCGGUCUAAUCCCGUCGAGCUGCCCUCCUCUCAAUCCGAUGGCCUCAUGUCGCUUCACGUGCAGGUGCCGCAGAGCGUAUCGGAUCGCACACUGAGAGCGCAUACGGAUGAGGCACCUUCUGCUUCACGGAUGCAGCCGGAUUCGGUUGCGACGGUCUCGACAGGCAUCGCACCAGUUGAUGCAGAUGCUGUUGCACAAGGGCUGCUGCCUCCAUUGGUCCCGCAGCCGUCUGCGAGUGACGAGUCAGCGAACGGGGCCGCACCAUCUUCAGAGUUCAACGCGUCAGGCUUCCGAUCACACCACAGCAGCGCCGUCGAGCCCACUCGGCAGCCUCCACAAAGCUCGCAAUCCCCGUCGAUCUCCGUAUCAGAGCACGACGUUCGCCCGAAGAAUAUUCUCGCGAGCCAAAGCGCUAUGAGUGACCCGGACGGACGUCAGCAUGCUCGCAACAACUCGCAUUCCGUCGUACAAGACAUUGCUGCCACUCACCAGAUGGAAGUGCGUCGAUCUCUCACGAGCAAAAAAUCGCUUCCUGACCUACGCAAGAGUCACGAAGACAUUCUGCAGGAGCGAAGAGAUGUGCUUGCCGACUUGAAGACGGAGAAGAAAGUACAACAGCGGAGCGAGACAAACACACGCGAGUCAAGCUUCGAUCGUGACCAAACGUUGGUGCCUCCUGCUUCGAUUGCUUCGAUUGCUGAUGCCGGAACGCCGCCAUCUCAGACAUUCAGCGCAAUCCCGCAACCGUCCAACAGAAAGCCGCCGCUGCAAGCGCGUCGUGGUCCCCGGCCUAGUCUGGGCAAUGGGUUGGCACCGACGAGUCGCCAGGGUUACGAGGGUGGAACAAGCGGGUUCGCCAAUUCUGGCACGCUCACUGCACCUCAAGCUGGAGCUGGGCCGAGUCAAGGGGGCGGUCUUCGCAAACUCAGCCUGCCAACCGUGGGUGCGACGCAAGCUGCGGCCGAGGCGGCUGCCGCCGCGCUGGCCGCUCGUGCCGGCUACAGCAACACGCCUCCGCGUUUCGACGUGGGCCAUGGAAGGAUGGCUUCGGAUCGCGGCAGCGACAACAACUGGCCGUCUCGCGCGGCAUCUCCCAUUGUUAAUGGCACCCGCACGGCUGCGGAUCAAGAGCGUAACAGCUACUUCCGACGUCUGUCGACGUUGCCUCCUUCGACCAUUUCGAAGGCAGUGCCCGUGCCCGUGCUCAAGUUCGUCGAUGGUACACGCGGAGUCCUGUUCGCGCUUUCGCAGAUCCACGCCGCCAUCGGCCAAUUCAUGACACCCGUCAUCGAUGAGAGGAUUUCGGGCCAGUUCCACCGACUGCUCGAUAUAUCUAAUGGCUCGAUCGGUAACCUGAUUAAUGCGUUGGACCGCUUCGAUUCGCUUUCUCGCCGCGGCUCGCCUGAUGCCAGCGUCAUCCGAGGUGUUCUGGUCACUUGCAAAGACUCGGUGAUCACUUUCCGCAAGCUGGUCAGCGUGCUCCAGCUCCAGCUUCGUGCGUUGCAGAGCAGCUCGGAUGUGCGAUACGCGAGAACGUUGCUGCUCAUGCUGUACGGCAGCAUGGCCGAAGUCAGCAAUAGCUGGACCGAGAUGGCUCCCUUGGUGGAGGCUGUGCAGCCGUAUCUGACUCAAGCUGAGGUUGGUAGCACUUCGCCUGCGUCUUCAGAGGCUGCUGCCGUUGCCGCUGCACCAUCCACUGCUGCAACGGCGGAAAAGAUCACACCGCCUUCGACACGUGCAGGUACGCUUCUUCAAAAGAGUAUCAGCAACACCAGCAAUGGUAGCACGUCAACGCUGCCAAGCAUCGCAGAGGCGUCUACGCCCGUACGUGCAGGCGCUCGUCCGUACAUUGCUCGUGGCCCGAGCCGACGUCGGCACGCGGGAUCUUUCAGCGCACAGGAUCUGGCACAAGGUGCGGCCAUGACGCCAAGCAACAGCAAUCAACCCCCGUUCAAUCUCGAGGAUUUGCAAGCAACCUCUGCGUACAACACUCCAGCACGAGGCGCGAGAAGCCGCCGCCAGGGCAGUUGGGGCAACAGCGCCAGCAGUGCCGCUACGUUUGCGCAAUCAGACGUAUCCGAUCGCAGUGCUGCGGUGGAUACGACACAGUCGACGGCGCCAAGCACCCCGGGAGGCAGCGCAACGACUGCUGCCCAGCAGCGGACCAUCUACGCUACUCCAGGUGCGAUGAGCACGCCCACAUCGUCGAGGCAGAAGCGGUCCGGCUCGAAUGCCAGUUCGGCGAUGGAUGCGGGCGGUGCACCCGGAUCGUCGGCUGUGACACCACGCAGUCAAACGACGACCCCGGCGACGCCAGCGGCGGGUGCGGCGAAACGCGGCCUGCACGUUGCGACGCCUUCGUCAGGCAAUGUGGCGGCUACGGCGGCGGCUGGCAGUCGACUGCGCAUGGCUGUGUCGGAUCCGAAGAUGACGGUGGAUGAUCAUCUGUUGGAUAUGGUCGACAACAUCACAAAGUUGUCGGCGCGUGUGUGGUCGGAGCUGUUCGAGCAUUUGGGCUCGGCGAGGGUGGAGGAGCUGUCGGCGAGCUCGUCGGAGGUGUCGCCGGUUGAAGAUCAGGAGAGUGCAGAGUUGGGGGCGGUGGAGACGGUGGUGGAUGACGUUGUGCAUGGCUCUGGUUCGGAUGGCGACAAGGAAGGGGUGCAGGGCAAGAAGGCUGCUGCUGUUGCGGGAGGCGAUAGCGAGUCGGCUCGAAAGCUGCGCGAGCUACGGGAACUGGCACAGGUCACCGACGAGCUAACGUCUCAGUUGCGCUCGACGUACCUGCGCGCGCGCGAGGAGGAACAACGUCGCCCUGCGCUCGACGACGAAGCGCCUCAGGUGGUCGACUCGGCUGCUGGCAGCACUGCCAAAGCUGAACCAGUCUCAGGGGUGGUCGAGACUGCAUCGCCGGACAGCAUCUCACAGGCGACGGUGGCCAAGCUGUUCGACGAAUCGCAUCGCUUCGUGCGCGCGGUGGUCAACACGUCGACGCUGAUCAAGGCGAUUUCGGUGGCGCACGACUUCCCGCGCGAGUUGCGGAGCUUGUUGGGACAGGUCGCACAGGCGUGUUCGAACUUGACCGUGUAUCUGCUGUGGCUGAGUCCUACGGUUAGCUCCUAG
Molecule: messenger RNA, 4407 nt
Organism: Sporisorium graminicola
Lineage: Eukaryota; Fungi; Basidiomycota; Ustilaginomycetes; Ustilaginales; Ustilaginaceae
Exons: 1
Coding region: 1-4407 (1468 amino acids)
Molecular function (GO): protein binding
Source: RefSeq, a predicted model, not a curated record